AUGUGUGACCCGGGGCAAUCAGGGGCUUGUGAUCAGGAGAACGAGAAGUGGUCCUUUUGCAAUCUUACUGGGAAUGCACUUGCUUCUUUCUUCUUGAAAGCAACGCAUCAAGAUUUCAAGGACCAAACAAAAAACUCGAAUAUUGAGCUGAGGAGUUAUAGCCACUCCAAUGGUUUGGAAGCGAUAAACUUCGAUAACUCUUGUGGUACAUUUUACCUUUCGGUUAUUCACUUGGAUGAUAACUCCGAGGUUGUGCUAAGGAACCUUGUGGCCUAUGAAGCAUGUAUUGCACCGGAGGUAAUGGUUCUGACUCGCUACGCUGAGUUGAUGAAUAGAAUAAUCGAUUCCGAGGAGGACGUGAAGAUUCUUCGAGAGGCUGCAGCUCUAUGGUUGUUUAGAAAAGGUUAGUAGCAGUUAGAAGCAACUCAAAGAUGGUGAAACUUUUCAAGUAACGAGGUGA
Messenger RNA from Juglans regia (Persian walnut), 460 nucleotides. RefSeq names its product putative UPF0481 protein At3g02645. NCBI's taxonomy places the organism in Eukaryota, Viridiplantae, Streptophyta, Magnoliopsida, Fagales, Juglandaceae. The coding region runs from base 1 to 408 and encodes 135 amino acids. The transcript has 4 exons. The record is from RefSeq and is a predicted model, not a curated record.